GGCUCCUCCUCUUCGCGGAUGUGGAGCUGUUUGUUCCGGUGUUUGGAGCCGUGAGAGACGUCUGUGAUUGGCACUGAGCUGACAUCUUCCUCCGGCGACACAUCCAUCCAACCGUGAACCGAUCGAUAAGCACUGAUCCAGGCGUCAAUCCGAGCACCAGAGGCCGCCGUCUGGACGCCUCUCUUCCCCGCGAACGGCGCUCUGGUCUCGGCGUGGCGCUAGACCUCUGCUCGGGGAAGACAGCGCUGGCAACGGGUCCACUGGUGUCCGGGAUUCCUCCACGCUCCAGGAGGUUUUUUGUUUUUUUUAAGAGACAUGUUCUAUUAAAAGUCUGGACAUGUACACGGUUUGGUAGUUUCAGCGGGAGGCGGUGGUAAACAAGCCGGUCCUGGAGCGCUUUUGCCCGGGUAGGAGCUAAAGGCUGGGCGGCUCCGCUGGUUCGGCUGGUCCGCAUGACUCGGACUAAGAAGGCGGCUUUUCCCUCGGGUUAGUCCAGGAUAAGACGUGGAUUAAUGCGUUCCAAGUGGGCCUGUUUAACCACACGUAGGACUGGUUUAUCCCGGGUUAGUAAGCGAGACUAUCCCGGAUACACUUAAUCUGUUUUACGGUUAAACGGUUAAACGGUUCGACGGGAUUCCUCCUCGCCAACACGCCGGUGACAGCGCACGUUUUCCGGGCGUCGCUGCGGAGACGUCCCGCUGACAUGUCCUGGCUGUGGAGGCUGGACUCUGUAGUGUUCUGAUUCACGCCGGGAGACGUGAGCAUCCCCGGGCGGGAGGACAUGGCGGACGGCGCCCGGACCGCGAGCCCCGUGGCCGGGAAGAGGCGCGGGCAGCAGCCGUCGCCCUCGCUCCGGCCCCGGUUCCAGAGCCCCGCCACCGGGCACAGCUUCAGGAAAGUGACGCUGACGAAGCCCACGUUCUGCCACAGCUGCAGCGAGUUCAUCUGGGGGCUGGCGGGCUUCGUCUGUGAGGUGUGUAACUUCAUGAGCCACGAGAAGUGUCUGAAAACUCUGAGGUGUGUGUGCUCCGCUCUCACGCCCACCACCAUCUCUGUGCCCGUGGCUCACUGUCUGCUCCCCGCACACAAGAAGAGGUUCUGCUGCGUGUGUCGUAAACCUACAGGGGGCAGCACUGAUCUGCGCUGUGAGGUGUGUGAGCUCCACGUUCACUCAGACUGUGCUGUUUUCGUCUCUGCCGACUGCCGCUGCUCCCACCUGGACUCUCCGCUCCACAGCCCCGAUACCUGGCCUCACCACUGGCGGGAGGGCUGCGCGUCGUCCUCGUGUCGCUGUGAGGUGUGUCGGCGCUCGUGUGGAUCCUCGGACGUGCUCACGGGGCUCCGCUGCGAGUGGUGCGGCAUCACGAGCCAUGGCACCUGCUUCGUGAGCGUUCCUCCAGACUGUAACUUCGGUCGACUCCGGACCAUGAUCCUGGACCCGCGCUGUGUCCGACUGGAGUCCAGGAACUUCAGCAAAAUGCACCUGUACAGAGUCCAGGAGAGCAGCGUCCCAGAGCAGGACACCUCAGAUGAAGUGGACGUCUCUUUGGCCGUGAUAAAAGACGGUUCCACUGCCGCUGCCGAGUCCGGGAGACAGUUCUUAAAAGUGUUCGACGGAGACGACGCCGUGAAACGAGGAAGCUCCAGAACCGUGUCCGUCUCCAGGGCGACAAACAACGACGAAGUGGUGGAGGCAGCACUGAGAGCGUAUUAUCUCCCUGACGACCCUCUGGACUUCGAGCUGCAGGAGGUUAAUCUCCAUGGCAACGGGCAUCAGGGUCUCCAUGCCGACGGCGGAGGAGAGGACGCGGCACAGAACGAUCCGACCCACGACGAGGAAGACGUCCUGAACCAAAACAGAAACGGACUGAACCAGAACCAGGACCAGCCCGAGGACCGAGGCGAGACCUGGGUGCUGAGGGCCAAACCCAAGUACUCGGAAGUCAUCAAGGUCUACCAGGACUGGGAGAGGUCGGACUCGUCUUUUGUCCAAGUGUCGGUCUCUGAGAACAUCACAGCAGCCAGAGUCCUGAACGAGGUCCUGGGACGACUGGGACGACAGGGAGACGAGCAGUCCAGCUACAGUCUGCAGGAGGUCUACAUGAACCACAAACAAGUCAUGAAGCAAACUCUGGGGCCUAAAGAGAAAGUCCUGGACAAAGUCAGAGAAAUCAGAAAGGUGUCUUUGCGGCAGAUGCACCAGACGCGGUUCUACGUGGCGGAGAACAGGAGGUCAGAGGUGAACGUGGAGCUGCUGAUCGGAGGACUGCCCCCCCUGCUGGACACGCAGGACUACAGCCGCGUACUCGAAGAACACCUCGCUGUCAAGAGUAAUUUGGUCUCAAUAAGUCAAGUCUAUGGAGCUCAAGGUUGGCUGUCUCUGCAGAUCUCGUGUUUCUCGGAGGCAGAGAGGAUUUUCAUGUUGGCCAAAGACACGACCGUCUCCAACAAACAGCUCACUUCACUCGUCUGUCCACAAAUACAGGUGGAGAGGCUGUGCCCAGAGGAGCACCCGCUCCUCGUGUUUGUGAAUCCUAAAAGUGGAGGACUCAAAGGACGAGAGCUUCUGCACGGAUUCAGAAAGAUCCUGAACCCUCACCAAGUGUUUGACAUCAGCCACGGAGGACCACUGCCGGGGCUGCACGUGUUCCGGUCCGUCCCCCGCUUCAGGGUGCUCGUGUGUGGGGGGGACGGCUCCGUGGGCUGGGUCCUGUCGGUGCUGGAGACCAUCAGGCACAAGAUGGUCUGUAGAGAACCUCCACUCGCCAUCCUGCCUCUGGGAACAGGUAAUGAUCUGUCUCGAGUGCUUCGCUGGGGGGCGGGUUACAGCGCCGAGCCCCCCCUCUCUGUGCUGCAGUCUGUGGAGGAGGCGGACGAGGUGCUCAUGGACCGCUGGACCAUCCUGCUGGACGCACAGGACCUGAGCCAGACUGGGACUGACAACGGCUACCUGGAACCCCCCAAGAUCGUGCAGAUGAAUAACUACUUUGGUCUUGGGAUUGACGCUGAGCUCAGUUUGGAUUUUCAUUUGGCCCGUGAAGAUGAUCCGGACAAGUUCACCAGCAGAUUUCACAAUAAGGGCGUGUAUGUGAAAGUGGGCCUACAGAAGAUCAGCUACAGCAGAAGUUUGCACAAAGAGCUCCAGCUCCAGGUGGACUUUGAGACGGUCCCACUGCCCAACAUCGAGGGACUCAUCUUCCUCAACAUACCCAGUUGGGGCUCCGGGGCCGACCUGUGGGGGUCUGAGACGGACGGUCGCUUCAGGAAACCGAGCAUCGACGACGGACUGCUGGAGGUGGUGGGCGUCACUGGAGUGGUCCAUAUGGGCCAGGUGCAGAGCGGUCUGAGGUGUGGGAUCCGCAUCGCUCAGGGGAACUACAUCCGGCUGACGGUGAGUAAAGAAGUCCCUGUGCAGGUGGACGGAGAGCCCUGGGUCCAGCCUCCGGGACACAUCAUCAUCUCUGCAGCAGGACCCAAGGUUCGGAUGUUGCGGAAGUCCAAGCAGAAGCAGAAGAAGCACGCGUCCGGCGGGAAAGACAGCCCGUCCUCCCACAAAGACGCCGCACACUGAGACUUUUGGACAGAGCGAGUUUACACUGCCACAGAAAUACUGCUGUUUCUCACGAAGGCUCAAGCGGGAACUGGGUUUAGACCUGGUUUAGUCCUGGUUUCGUCAUAGUAUUGUCUGAAAUAGUUUCUGGAUUAGUCCUGGUUUGGUUUCAGUGUGGUCCUGGUUUAUUAACAUUAGUGCGUUAACUCCGUAUAGUCCGAGCUGGUUUAGACCUAGUUUAGUUUAGUCUAGUCUUGGUAGAGCUUCUGGUUGAGUCCUGGUUUAGAUCUGGUUUGAACCUAGUUUUGUCAGUCUCGGUUUAGACCUGCUGUUGCUCUAGUUUAACCCAGUUUUCCAAGUUCUAGUCCGAUCUAUCCUGGUUUAGUCCUCGUUAAACCUCGAUUCAGUCGUCAUUUGGUCAUAAUCGUUUGGGUUUCAGCUUUCUGUUACAUUCUGAAGACUUUUACCACUCAAAAACAUGUUAAUCGCUAUGGUAACAGUCCUUAUUUUUCAUCAUUCUGAAAUCCAUACAUAGGUUGUGUUCACGUUGAAGAAUAUUUUCAGCUGGAGGGCAGGAGAUUCACUGUUUUUGGAAGAAAUCUCCAAACUUCUGAUCCACAAAUGUUGAUCCUUCUCUUUCUGAAGCUCCUUUUAUUUAUUUAUACAAACAGCGAAGACUUUGAACCUUGCGCCGUUUUUUGUUUCGUGUGGAUAGGCCCAGUAAUUACAGAGAUAUGAACCGAAAACCGAGGCAACAAAUCUGCAAUUUAAGCAGUUACACAGAAAAUUUCACCUGAAAAUUCUGACCUAUCUUUUUUAUUUAUUAUUUAUUAUUAUUUUUUAUUAUUACAAAGAUAAAUACAAAUUAUACAAAUACAAUAAAAUACAUAAGACAAGGGGAAAUAGAGAUAACGCCAGUGAAGGAGGUCACACAUAAGGAAAAUUCAUGUUUACAAAAAAAAAGAGAAAAAGUAUAGAUUAAAUUACUUAAGAAUUUCCAGAGUUUUAACAACAAGUGGAUGGUUUUCUUAUAAUACUGGAUUUCAGAAAGGAAAAUGAGAAAGUAGGGUUUAUUAUUAAUUAAUUUACAUGUAUAAAUAUUAAAUUUUGCUAGCUCCAGUUCAAACUGUCGAGCUGUUAAGUGAGGAGGUCAUUUCCGGGUCCAUCCAGAAACUUCACCGCGUUUUCGUGCUUUAAUUUUGUUCUUUUAUUAAACAAGAGACAUUUACCUUUCAACAGCGUGUUUUUAACCAAAAUAUGUAAAUAAUGUAGUGAAAAUCAAUCAUAACAAGUGUAAAUGUCUCACUAACUGGUCAAUACUAACGCUAUCUUAGCCUAGCCUAGCCUAGCCUAGCUUCUUACCUCAACCUCCCUCGCACACUUUCUGUUACAGUUAAAAUCGUAGAACUGUGCUUAUUACUUUUAUUAUUAUUAUUAUUAUCAGAUUUUUUUUAUUAUUAUUACUAUUUAUUAUUAUUAUUUUUACAUGCUUAUUACUUUUUUAAUGUGAGAUGUGGCUAAAAUUAGCGGAGGGACCCGGAAAUUACAACACACUUAACAGCUGUAUUGAUAUUCAGUUACAAUGCACACGUUAGCGAACACUGUCGGAAAAGUUAUAAGAUCAUCUGAAAAUUCAAGAAAACAAAACACAAAAUGAAUUUAAACAGCUCAUUUUCAGGAAUCAAGACGAGGAGUCUGAUUUACUACAAAAAGUGAAAGUGACUAACUGAAAAACUGUUGCCUAACGCUAAAGACUUGUUUAAGAUAGAGAUGGGCUAAAAAAAUAUAUUAAAAAAAUAUCGAUAUAGUGUAUCGUUUAAUGUCAUGACACAGUAUCGAUAUCAUGGGCUGCUGUAUCGAUAUAUCACCAAGAGUAAUUUUUGGUAUAUUUUAGUAAAUUAUUUUGUUACAGCGCUACAGUUUUGUUGCUUGAUCAGAGGACGGACAGACUUGACAUUUUCACUGAUUAAAAGUGGUUUAACAAAGACCUAACAAACACAGCCACAAUUUAACCUUUAUUUUGUAUUGAACCGUAUCGAAUUGAUUUGAAAUAUAUCGCAUUGAAAGUACACUGUAUUGAGGUAUGUAUCAUAUCGGCAAUUUCUUAAUGAUACUCAGCCCUUGUUUAUGAGCACAAAUCAUUUCUACCUGUUAUAGUUCUAACUAAACCACUAGGGAUGUAACAAUAACCGAAAUAUUGUGAUAUCGUAUCGUCAAAAGUCUCACAAUAAUAUCGUGGGCUGUCACAACAUAUCGAAUCACAAGUUCCUUGCUUAAAUGCAUGGUUUUAUAGUACCAACAGCUUAUAAACAUCGGAAACUACAUAUCCCAUGAUGCAUUUCAGUGUAAACAACAUGAAGAGAUAUGUUUUUUACUUGAAUUCUUGGGAUUAAGAUGGAAAUAAUUCACAACAAAAUCUUGUCAAGACAUUUUAAAAGCAAAAAAGUGUUCCUUCUACAAUUAUAUAAGCCUCUUCGAAAUAUCGUAAUAAAUAUCGUACCGUGAAAUGCAUAUCGUGACAGUAUCGUACCGUGAGAUUUGGAUAAACCAGCUCUUUCUGACUCUCUCAAGUAUCAACAGAGAUUCCUCGCUGUUGUGGUUUCACGUGAACACAACCUAUGACACACUCCAGCACCACCUCAUUUAUUUAGUUUUUAUUUUUUUUUUUUUCUUGCUUAAUUGUGAUGUUUUAAAAAGCAGCAUUGCGUAACUUUUGUGGUGGAUCUUUUCCGUCAAACGCUUUUCUCCACGGAGACGUAAUUGCUUUGUCUGGAAUUAAACGUUUCUAGCUCCACGGAGACCAAACUAGACCAAGUUACGGGUCAGAUCUGCGGAGAGGCAACCCCGCUCGCAGUCAGAAUGCCUGUUUUUCUCUGGAUUUGUAACUGAAUAAAUAUAAAUUAGAACUGUUUAACGUCAUACCGCGGAACAUUCCAGGCAAAGCAAUGACGUAUCCAUAGAAACAAGCACAUAACGGACCCCCGACCAAAAAGUCACGCAUUGCAGCUUUAUUUCUAUUCUAAUGUCUUAACUUGAACACUACGUCUCCAAGUCUAACUCAUAGAAGUAUUCCCAGUGCUGUUUGCCACCUGUAGCAGUAGAGUCUGUUACCGUAACUAUUGUAAAAAAAAAAAAAAGGUGCAGCUAUUUUUCGUAUCGGCUUCUGUCUGUGGGUAAUACCGUACUGCUGUUUUAGUAAUUACACGACCGUUUUGCACAACGCGAAAUGUAACUGGAGGAACUACGACGUCUUACCUGAAACGUUUCUACGAUCGAAGGAUGCUGCCAUUCGAAGAAGUGUCUUUAAGUCCAGGUUUAGUUCCGGUUUAAUCCUGGUUUAGACGCCUUUUAGUGCUGUUUUUUAGUCGCUGUUUUACUGUUUACAAGUUAAAGGGCCGAUAUUACGCUAUUUUCUGAUUUGUUUUAAUGUCGUUUCCUUGUCACAAACCGACCUGGAGUUGUGUUUUGUUUCAUUCACACAUGUUUAACGCACAAAUCCUGCAUAUUUAAGCUGAGUUCUUCUCUCAAAUUGAAAGAAGAUGUCAUGUGGUAAUACAGGAGGGGCUCCAUUGUGUUUUUAAACUCCAUACACCUUCGCAUGGAUAAUUUCAGCCCUGGAAUUGCCAAUGAACUAAAGGUAAAAAGAGCUGUUAACUUGAAAACUACUGCGUCACAGAGCAUUUCGAGUUUUGGAGAUGUAGACAGACUAACGCUGAACGAUCUCAGACAACACGAUUUUGGGAGCGUCAAAGCCAUGUUUUUUUUUGCAGUGCUCCUAAACCCCGAUUUAUGGAUUUAUGGAUCUGCGUCGAGGUCUGUGCACUGCGAAGUAAUUCACGACCACAAAACGAGGAGAAAAGGAUUUAAACCUGGCGUUCAUGUACAGUUUAACAUGAACCAUCUCCAACAUGAUAGAAGUACAGAACAGACUCACCAUCAUCAGCACAUCCUCUGUCACAGAGAGAAAACUCAUAUUCCACUGAGUCGUGUCCUUUAGAGUUCAGAAGCUGAACCACAUCAGCGCACAAUCGCGAGCUGUUUUUUGAGCGCUUAAAGUUUAUGCAAAUUAGCCAUGUGGUUUUAAGUUUGUCUCUGUAAAACGUAAACAAAUAUGCUCAAAGUUGUGUGGAUAGGGAAGACUUGCGAACACAGAAACGACGUGCUUGUACGCAAAUUGUUUCCGAUACGGUGAUUGGUUGAUUUGUUUUAGUGUAAACAUAACCUGAGUCUGACAGAAGCUGAACGCAUCAGUCACAAGGAGCGAGCUGUUUUUUUUCAGCGCUUAUAGUUUAUGCAAAUGAGCCAUGUGGUUUUAAGUUUUGUUUCUGUAAAAUGUAAACAAAUGUGCGCAUGAAA
Messenger RNA from Boleophthalmus pectinirostris (great blue-spotted mudskipper), 7906 nucleotides. Its product is annotated as diacylglycerol kinase theta. NCBI's taxonomy places the organism in Eukaryota, Metazoa, Chordata, Actinopteri, Gobiiformes, Gobiidae. The record is from RefSeq and is a predicted model, not a curated record. Gene Ontology annotation, biological process: lipid phosphorylation; intracellular signal transduction; diacylglycerol metabolic process. Gene Ontology annotation, molecular function: ATP-dependent diacylglycerol kinase activity.